ACACUGUGUCAGUGACACUGGGGACGCCGAGUCGGGGAGGGGGGCAGUUCCAGCUGUCACCUGUACAUACUGAAGGGGGUGGUCAUCGGACACAGGGUCAGGAUGGAGGAAACACAGAUAUACAGCAAGCGGCUCCAAGGAAUCACCGAAAAGCGUAGAAUCCUCGCUCAGAUGGAAGGAGUGCAGCGGGAGCUGGAACAACAGAAACUCAAACUCCAGCAGCUCAAGAGGAAGUCGCUCAGAGACCGGUGGCUGAUGGAUGGGCUCCUUAAUGCCCCUGAGGGGGAAACGGAGAACCCCCUGAGUAAGACAGAGGGCGAAAUAAAUCAGUUGGAGCGUGAGCUACAGAGCCUCCGGUCCCAACUGGUCCACUUGGAAAACCCGGAAGCUGCGGACCCGGAACGCGGAGGCACGCGGGUUGUUCCUGCUCCACAGACACAGCUCGUGAACGGAGAGAAAGACCAACGCGGGGAAACCUCUUCUGAAGACAGGACAGGUGACAGCCCCCUCACGGAUGUCCAUGGUGGACAGGAGAGGACCUCGGGGCACCCGAUACCAGCUCCACGACUAAGGAAGCCCGAAACAUCAGAAAAGAACCAAAACCCACAGCCCCGGGAUCAGGACAAGGAGCCACGCGGAUACGAUGACCAGAGUGUGGACCACGUAAGGCAGAAUGGUGAAAAUCAGAACCUGGAACAUCAUCUUGGAAACCAAGAGCUUCCCAAUCAGAAACUGGAACAAACAGACAAGCACCCCAAGAUUUUGGACCAGAACUUGUGUAGUCGUGAAAUUAGGGAUUCAGAAGACGAGCAGAUAAAUAACCAACAGAAUGAAGAACAUUUUAGUCAAAACCUUGAAGAUCUGGAGGAGAGCUCAGCAGUGGACUUGGUUAACCAUGAUGGCAAAGAGCAACAUUUGGUGAGUCAACUGGGGAGCCAAACUACUUCCAAUGAGAAAGAAGAUCAGGAUCUAGUAGAAAUGACUAUUGGGACACAACAGAUACCUGACAGUCAAGAAGAGAAUGAAAGUGACAUCCAGAGUCAGAAAGCUUCUCCUGAAUUAACAGAACACAUAGAAAACAGAGAACCAGGAGACAUAACCACUCACCACACGGAAGAUCACGGCGAAAAUAAGGAAAAAGGCAAUAAUGAGGAAGAUAUUUUAGGAACGGAACAAGAAAAUCAGGCCCACACGCCAUCAAUAAACGAGCAAAAUGAAUCUGAGUUUCAAUCAUUGGCUGCAGACCAAAAUCAAGAGCCCACCUUAACGUCCAAAGAUCCAAACCAAGAUUCCGUAUCAGAUUCCCAUACUCAAAAUCAGGAGCGCAUAUCGUUAACGGAAGACCAAAAGCAAGAGUUCCAGUCAUUGACCCAAGAACAGAGUGGAAAACUUCAAUCAAUGACGCAAGAAGAAGGGCCGGGAUCAGAGACCCAACAUCAAAAACUCAUACCUAACACACAGGAUGAAAAUCCAGAGUCCGGGCCAACGGCUCAAGGCCAAAGUCAAGAACCCGUACCGGUAACCGACGGCCAAAACCGGGAGCGCAUAUUAUUGACCCAAGAGCAAAGCUCCGUCUUGCAGAUUAAGAAUCAGAGUCAAGUUCCGGACUUAAAACUGCCAACCCAGGAACAAGGAAAUGACUCGCUUCCCGAUUCUAAAGACGAGAAUACCCACGCAACACUGCCAUCUAACCAGAAGAACCAAGUGACCCAGGCACAUGCUCCGCAUGUCAUGGUGGUAGCUGGUCCUAGUCCUGGUCCAACUCCCUCUGUCCAACAAAGCUCCCCUGCCCAACAGGUUUCCGGUACAGUGUCGGGUGAAGAGAUCCAGCCUCUGCUCAACAGAUCCCAGGAGACUAAUGCUGGCUCUCCCGGCUCUCCGCUUGGAGCAAAUACGGCGGAGUCACGGAAGGAGAAGACGCGCGGAAAGGAUAAGUCAUGCCAGUGCUGCGUUUUAAUGUGAGCGGAAUAAAUCUCCAUCUUUAACGCGGACCAGGAUAAGAAGCCCGGAGAGUAAUCGGCGUGUGCGAACAUAUCGAACACGACUCAACAAACUCUGUAUAAUACCAAUAAUGAUAUAAAUAGAAGAGCAUUUAUUUUAACAGAAAUUAAUAUUAUUUUUUUUGCUUUAACCCCUUAAGGACAAUGGGCGGUCCAUAAACCCAUCGAAAACGACGCGUUGUGAGCCCGUACAUGUACAGGCUGUCAUUAAGGGGUUAAUUAGGAGACUCAAUUGACUUAUGUUCUCUAGUCUGCAUACAAAAGAAAAAAAAAGACGCCAGAAUUCAUUUUAUUUUUGUUCCAUUGGAAGAAAACUUUUUUAGGGAUUAUAUGACUUUUUUUUUUUAUGGAAAAUUCGUAGUAGCAAAAAAAAUUACAAUUCUGAAAACUAUAAUAAUCAUUUAUUCGUCAUUAAAAACGGCUGUAUUUU
Messenger RNA from Spea bombifrons (plains spadefoot toad), 2430 nucleotides. RefSeq names its product paralemmin 3 (gene PALM3). NCBI's taxonomy places the organism in Eukaryota, Metazoa, Chordata, Amphibia, Anura, Pelobatidae. Bases 103 to 1962 code for a protein of 619 amino acids. The record is from RefSeq and is a predicted model, not a curated record. The transcript is spliced from 6 exons.